Messenger RNA from Acyrthosiphon pisum (pea aphid), 1840 nucleotides. RefSeq names its product UDP-glucuronosyltransferase 2B13. The coding region runs from base 117 to 1682 and encodes 521 amino acids. NCBI's taxonomy places the organism in Eukaryota, Metazoa, Arthropoda, Insecta, Hemiptera, Aphididae. Gene Ontology annotation, molecular function: UDP-glycosyltransferase activity. The transcript is spliced from 5 exons. The record is from RefSeq and is a predicted model, not a curated record.
AUAGCACUAUUUAUACAAGAAUGUACGACGGUUCCGAAUUUAGUUAAGGAUCUUUAAAUGAAGAAGUGAAUCUUUAAAAGUUCAUAGGUUACAGUUGCUGAUAACAGGAAAAAACAAUGUCGAAUUGUUCGGUGCUGCAGUUGAUCGCGUUUUGCGCGUGUCCCGCACUGAUCCUGCAGCAUUGGGCGCCGGUCGGCGCUGCGAACAUCCUGGCCGUGCAGCCGAGCCCGGGACGGAGCCACUGGAACGUGAUGCGGGCCGUACUGCGAGCGCUGACUGACCGUGGUCACACAGUCACCGUGUUUACGCCGUUCGUGGACGGCGACCGGGAAGGCUACACUGAGGUGGACGUGUCCAGGCAAAUGAAGGCGCGCGUGGGCCUAAACACCACGUUCCUGUUCGAGACGUUCGGCACCACUCGAAAGUUGAUGACGAACAUGAUGCGGGCCACGCGGUCGGGAUGCGAUAUGAUCUACAAACAACGACACAUGGUGGACAUCUUGGCGAACGGGGUAGCGGCGCGACGAUUCGAUCUGGUCGUCACCGAACCUCUAGUGUCCGAGUGCGUGGCGUACGUGGCCACCGCGCUCCGCGUGCCCCUGCUGUACGUGGUCCCGCCGCCGAUCGUCACGUACCUGGAACAUUCGUUGACCGGCCACGUAUCAAACCCGGCGGCUGUCGGCCACGUGCUGUCUCGCCGAGGCGUGCCCAAAACGUUCGCCGAGCGUCUUGCCAACGCGGCGCUGACGGUGUACUGUUCGACGCUAACGUGGUACGCCGAAUGGCAGCUACGGUGGGCUGACCCGAGACCGUACGACGCGGUGGACCUGGUCAGACCGUCGCUGAUUUUCAGCAACACGCACUUCAUCACCGAACUGGCUCGGCCGUUCUCGCCGGACGUCGUCCAAAUUGGUGGAAUACAUCUGACCACGCCCAAACAGUUACCGAAUGACAUUUUGGAAUUCAUCGACGAUGCACCCCACGGGGUGAUCUACUUCACAUUCGGUUCCGUGGUAUCGAUGGCGUCGUUACCUGAAAACGUACUGAGAUCAUUACGAGAGGCACUCGCUCAGGUUCCGCAAAAGGUUUUGUGGAAAUACGAAGGUGAAAUGGAGGACAAACCAAAGAAUGUGAUGACGCGGAAAUGGUUUCCGCAACGGGACAUACUCAUGCAUCCCAAUUUGAAACUGUUUAUCAGUCAUGGAGGCAUAUCCGGAGUGUACGAAGCUGUUGACGCGGGAGUGCCCAUAAUCGGAUUUCCGUUUUUCUACGACCAACCGAGAAAUAUUGACAAUUUGGUCGACGCCGGAAUGGCGAUCUCUAUGGACCUGUUUUCUGUUACCAACGACACGGUUUUAAACGCCAUUUUGGCGAUAGUCAACGACGAUAGAUAUCAGAAAAACGCUAAAAUCGCUUCCCAACGGUUCAAAGAUCGACCCAUGUCACCCACAGAGUCCGUGGUUUACUGGACUGAGUAUGUUUUACGUCAUAAAGGAGCACCACAAUUAAAGUCUCACACUAUGAUUCUGACUUGGUAUCGAUUUUUUUUGGUUGAUGUAACUAGUGCAUUGUUGUUCCUCGCGUUUGUCGUUUUAUCCAUAAUUUAUUGUGGCCCAAAAAUUAUUAAUAAACGCAAUUUUAAAUACUUCUAUAUAGGCAGCGUCAAAGCAGUACGCGAAUAAAAUAAAAUUACACAAAUAAUAAUAAAUGAGUAUAGUAGCUAUUGUUCUUCCUCUCACCUAUUCAUUAGAUAUAAACUAUAUAUACGCACCUAAGUACUUUACUGAUGGUCAUUGCAUCGAAAUGUAUUAUAUUUAAUUAUAGCAUAUAUCAUAAACUA